AUGUCAUCGUACUGGGCGGUGCUGCUCAUUUUCCUCUUCUUCCUCCCCCAUCCAGGAACCUCAAAAGAUUGCUACAAUUUCGCCCUGUUCCACACGACGGGCCAGAUGCAAGUGGUGGAUGUCGAGAAGACGGAUUGUCCACAAGAGGCACAUUGCUAUCAUCAGAUCAUUCGCCUGAUGGAGUCGGCAGUAUGGCAUAUCGGUGGCUGUGACCGGGAGACGACGUUCUGCCGUCCAGAUGCCCUCUAUCUACCUGGGGGAAUCGUGUACCGGGAGCCAACUCGGGAAUACGGUGUGCUGUUGCAUCGAAGAAAACUG
Mesorhabditis spiculigera is the source of this 318-nucleotide messenger RNA. The record is from the annotation of a GenBank genome assembly. Lineage: Eukaryota; Metazoa; Nematoda; Chromadorea; Rhabditida; Rhabditidae.